Molecule: messenger RNA, 708 nt
Organism: Talaromyces atroroseus
Lineage: Eukaryota; Fungi; Ascomycota; Eurotiomycetes; Eurotiales; Trichocomaceae
Exons: 2
Coding region: 1-708 (235 amino acids)
Molecular function (GO): acetyltransferase activity
Source: RefSeq, a predicted model, not a curated record
AUGGCCACCUCUGGCGCAGCACAGCACAAGAAUGAAGAACAGCUCGCGCUGGCCAGGACGCUCCACAACGUGCCCUGGUGCGAGCAGUACGAGCGCAUGAUCUCGGGCAUGCUGCCUCUGUUCAUCCACGCAUACCUACCUAGAUACGACUCCCUCGUCCCCGAGCUCGCCAACGCCCGCUUCAAGGCGCGAGCAUGGUGCCACCGCUACAACAGCUACUUCCCCGCGCCCGACGAGGCAUCCGCAUCGUCGUUUGACUCGCUCCAGCAACUGCGCACGGGCUGGCUGCGCGAGCUCGUAGGCAGCGUCAAGGGCGACCAGGCCUUCAUCGAGCCGCCGUUUUAUGUCGACUAUGGCUGCAACAUCCGCCUCGGCGACCGGUUCUAUGCCAACUUCAACCUGACCAUCCUCGACUGCGGGCUGGUCACUAUCGGGGACCGGGUGAUGUUCGGGCCCAAUGUGUCGAUAUACGCGGCCACGCACGAGACGGACGUGCAGAGUCGCCGUGAAAAUAUCGAGUAUGCGCGGCCCGUGGUGAUUGGCGAUGACUGCUGGGUUGGAGGCAAUGUGGUGAUUCUGCCGGGCGUGACGGUGGGCAAGGGCUGCACCAUUGCGGCCGGCGCGGUGGUGAGCAGAGACAUUCCCGACUGGAGUGUGGCCAUGGGACAGCCUGCAAGGGUCGUGAAGACGGUGAGGCCGGUUGAUUAG